Messenger RNA from Photinus pyralis (common eastern firefly), 941 nucleotides. Its product is annotated as farnesol dehydrogenase-like. The coding region runs from base 53 to 823 and encodes 256 amino acids. NCBI's taxonomy places the organism in Eukaryota, Metazoa, Arthropoda, Insecta, Coleoptera, Lampyridae. The record is from RefSeq and is a predicted model, not a curated record. The transcript has 4 exons.
GUGCCGAAACGUAUUCUGUUCAAUCACAUUUUAAUUUGGAUACUAUCCCAAGAUGGAGCGCUGGAGUGGAAAGGUGGCAAUUGUUACUGGGGCUAGUGCUGGUGUUGGGAGGGCAGUGGCAGAAAGGUUGGCAAAGGAAGGAGUGAUAGUUGCUGGAUUGGCACGUCGUAAGGAAAAAAUGAACGAAUUGGCGGCAACGCUCAAGGGUUGUAAAGGGGCCUUUCAUCCAAUUCAGGCGGAUAUCACUAAAGAGGAGGACAUCAUAAAGGCAUUUCAGUAUAUCAUAGAAAAUCUAGGACCGAUACACAUCCUAAUUAAUAAUGCGGGGAUUUCCCGGAUUUCUCCACUUUCCAUUGGAAAGACUGAAGACUGGAACUUAAUUAUGGAUACCAAUGUUAUGGGGUUGGGAAUUGCAACAAGGGAAGCCCUACAAAAUAUGUACCUUAAUAAAGUAGACGGGCAUAUAAUUCACGUAAGCAGUAUUACUGGCCACAACCUAGCACAAAACCCUAACGCAUUCAGCGGUGCAUCUAAAGCAGCGGUCACGUCUUUAGCCGAGAGUUUGAGGAUCGAAUUGAACCGACGAAACAGCAAAAUCAAGAUUUCGUGCAUCAGCCCGGGUUACAUCGACACUGAGAUUAUGGACAUCGUGAGGGAGACCAACCAAAACCCAGCAAUCCAGAAGUAUUUGGACAGCUUCAAAAUGAUCAAUCCACCUCUAUUGCCUGAAGAUAUGGCUGAUUCUAUACUCUAUAUGCUAGCAGCGCCACCAAACGUAAAUGUUUAUGAUAUAAUCAUCCGUCCAGUCGGCGAAGUGUUAUAGUUACUUAUAAAAAGAAACAGAUUAUAACCAUGUUCUCUAUCUGAAUAUACAUUUGUAAUGUUUCUUCUUCAGCAUUGGAGUAACUAAAUAUACGUAGGUACUUAGGUACUAUCAUGAA